ACGAAUACAGUAUAACUGAUUGAUGCGAACAUAUGUGACCCCGGUUGGGGGGCUUCUGCGUUUUGCCCUGUGGACCACAGUAGCUAUUACACAUUUUGUGUAAGUCUGUGUUGCGUAAACUUACCAACUUUUCAAUUGUGAUACAACAUGAACACCGCUACCUACAUUGUAGCAAAGUUAUAUUAAUAUGUAUAUUUGCAUCUCUAAAGACACAAGGGUACAUGUAGAUCUCAUGUCUUUCAUCUGAAAUUCAGGUCCUUUUAAUGAGUCGGCCCACCGCAGCAGACAGAUGCUGGCUGGGGUUUCUAAACAGCGAUGUGCUCUACAGAACGGCUUCUUCGAUCAGUCCUUCAAACGGAUAUUUGAGCGAGAAGCUCUGAGUGACCCUGUGAGACUGGCCCGACAGAACCGCAACCAGCAGAACAACAAGAACCUGGGCAAGGCCUUCUUGCCCUGUAACAGAGUCACACAGCCCUGUGGGUCAGGCAGUUACUACGGGACUCUGUCAGGACCGUUGGAGGCCAUGAGUCCGCUGUCAGUCACACAGAAAGCCCACCGCUCUCCUGGACGCAACAUCGUCACCUCCCCCUCCAAGAAAGGCAGUGGUUACAGCUAUCCCAAUGUGACUCUGUCCAGAAUUGAGUUGUAUUCGUCCGACCCGUACAGCAGAACCAGAGAAGUUCUAAAGAAGGAGGCAGCAAUCCAUCACUCCAAGUUAAAAGAUGGCCCCUUCAGACUCAACCUCCAUCCAAGAGAUUAUUUCCAAGGAAACCCAUACCGCAGUGACAAGCCCCUCCCACCCGCAAACAAGCCCCUCCCAUCUGACCAGAAGAUUUCUGUAGUCCCCUUCAAGCCCCCGUCCCCCAACAAAAAGAUAGGAGGAAUGAAAGCUGGGACGUUUGGCUCCUACCCCAUGCAUUCUGCUGAUCCAUACGCCCUCCGCCGAUCCAAACAAACUGUUCAGGAGCCAGUGUUCUAUCCGGCUCCUGGUCCCAAGAGCGUACCUGUCAAGAGUAUCAUCUCUGUCAAUGUGAACAGGAAUGUGCACUCUUCAAACUACACCUCAACUGUUCCAGCUGUGAUGACCUUCUGACUACAUUACCCACACUGCAGAAACUGCAGACCUUACUCUAAUCUAAUAUUUAGAUUUGAAGUCUAGUUAGUCUUUUUGUGAGUACAAGUGCUUAAUUGCUUUCAGAAGAUACUAAAGCAUCCUGAAGUAAAUGUUACUUGUAAUAGUCUUUAUAAACAACUAUAUUGACAUUUUUUUAAGUAGGUGGUAGGGGACCUGUCUGCGAAAAAUGUAAGACCAACACUGCCUGAUUUUUGCGACCAUCAACCAUAAUAUUUCUUGGUAUAGAACUGUUGAAAACCGGAAGGGGAGGUACUUCGCCACUCUAUAGAGAGCCGAAGUCCCUCCCUUUCU
Messenger RNA from Gymnodraco acuticeps, 1426 nucleotides. It is a transcript of the gene cfap96, whose product is annotated as chromosome unknown C4orf47 homolog. The transcript has 6 exons. Gene Ontology annotation, cellular component: centrosome. NCBI's taxonomy places the organism in Eukaryota, Metazoa, Chordata, Actinopteri, Perciformes, Bathydraconidae. The coding region runs from base 290 to 1093 and encodes 267 amino acids. The record is from RefSeq and is a predicted model, not a curated record.